Molecule: messenger RNA, 759 nt
Organism: Puccinia graminis f. sp. tritici CRL 75-36-700-3
Lineage: Eukaryota; Fungi; Basidiomycota; Pucciniomycetes; Pucciniales; Pucciniaceae
Exons: 3
Coding region: 39-431 (130 amino acids)
Source: RefSeq, a predicted model, not a curated record
CUCCAAUUCCGACAGCUGCAUUCGUCUACCCGGUAUGUAUGCAGCUCCCCGAUUGGAUCGAGACCGAGUGUCAGCCCAAUUCCAACCAUCCGUAUCACGACCUUUCCCGGCACAUUCAACCUUUUGGAAGUAGGACAAUGGCAUCAUCCAUCUUCAAACAGGCAUUGCCUUCGGCGGUUCGAGAAAUCAGAUUACAUUUUUCACCAACUCAAGCCAACCCAGUCAAAUCCUUUAUUCAAUCUAACUAUUCCUCAAUCAAAUCAUCGAAUCCUGAUCUGCCCUUCUUGUUUCGCGAAUCGUCCAUUGGUACACCAGCCCGGGCUAUUGUCAGAUUUGAAUACGGGAUAGAAAAACAAGUCUCUCUGGAACAAGCGAAGUCCUCGACGGAAAUCGAAUCAUUGCUAUCCAACUUGAUCCAAAGCAAAAACUGAGAAUGUAGUUUCCCUGCUUAGGGUGAUGACCCCAACAACAUUUUCGGCUCCGUUUCACCAUCAAACACCCCAAUGAUUCAUUGUCUAUCUUCCCAUGAUAUCGCCUUCUUACCAGGGGGAAAUGUCGAGCGUCUCCAGAGAAUGAUGUAAAUUAAUGAAAAACAAGUAGAUUAGGAGAUAACUACGGUCAAGAAUGGUAUGAUACACCACUCAUCAUUCUGUAUCAGCAUAACCUGGAAAUCGGUUUUUGAUCAAUGAAUCCAAAUAUUGCGUGUGGUCUGUAACAUAAAGACUGCUACUGGAGGAGCCACAGCUUGCUUCAAAAAUA